Recurvomyces mirabilis is the source of this 927-nucleotide messenger RNA. RefSeq lists its product as uncharacterized. The record is from RefSeq and is a predicted model, not a curated record. The transcript has 2 exons. Bases 1 to 927 code for a protein of 308 amino acids. NCBI's taxonomy places the organism in Eukaryota, Fungi, Ascomycota, Dothideomycetes, Mycosphaerellales, Teratosphaeriaceae.
AUGACAGGGUCAGGCGCUAUGAGGCUCAGGCAUCCGAAUGAGAACACGUUGCCACCUAUCAGACAACUAGGACUUCCGGAACAUUGCUUCAGGCCGCUCGAGACAAAGGUGUUGGCCUACAGAGACCGAAACGUCUUCCCUCAUUCUCCAGCGCAGAGUGAUGAGUCUGACUCGCCGACGAUGUCGACAGAGUCUACUGUACGCCAACGACCCAGAACUGUCAAGCGAAGGUCUCAAGCAGUCGUGUCAGGAGUCGACCAUCCAUCAAAACGAUCCUGCUCAGUGUCCACUUCCACCACGGAUGACAAUGAGGAUUCGACCGACACAAGAUCUCACCACAAUUCAGCCCCUCAAAGACCUGCUCCCAAGGUCAUCAAGGAGCGCGAAAACAGGGACCGCACGGCGGAGAUGUUGUACUGCGUCGAGGACGCUUCUCGCUGGCUCUUCGAACUGGAUAUGAUACCCGCGGAACACGCCAAGGCGCAGACAGCUAGCAACGGAUGCAAUUCUGGCUUACCGUAUGACAAGAAGACGAUCACGCAUUUCGUCUUGGCGGAUUGGAUCAGUGACCGCGUUGCCGAGCUCGAAGCUGCCGAAGAGCUUGAUGCAAUCGACGAGCUACGUACUGGUCGACCCACGACAGCACAUGUAGACGCUUGCAAGGACAGCAAGCGCGCCACUUUCCAGGCUCUGGCUCAUGAUGAUGAUGUGUACACCAAUACCGUCUUCGCCAUUGACGACCCAAGCGAUCGUUGCAGUCGCGGUCCUAAGAAGAGAUCUUGCGCGACCCAUCCGGGUUCUCCAGAUGCCAGAGACUGGCGAGAUUGCCGGUAUAAGCGUGUGGUCUCCCGAGUGACUGCGAGACAUGAGGCUGGCGUAGCCAAGAUGCGUGCUCGUAUGGGACUGAGCCAAAGGGUUGGUAGUUGA